CAGACAACAGAAAAAGCAUGUAAAAAGUCUUUCUCAAACAGCUCAAAUUUGUAGGAAUUUGAGCUUAAAUGGAAUCUAAAGCUCAAGUUUCUUCCAUUUCAAUGGAAGAAUCGAGCUUUGAAAUCCCUAUUGAACUCAUCACUGAAAUACUCUCAAGGCUACCAGUGAAAUCUCUCCUACGAUUCAGCAACAGGAUCAAUAAUUUGUUCAAUCAUCUGGCCAACACUCUGAUCAUCUCCAACUUGGCAAUAAUAUUAUCAGGAAUAGAGAAAAUCGGAGGGUAUAUGGCGAUUCUCAAGGCUUGUUUUUUAAUCAGGGGAAGAACAGCAACAUCAUUAUCAUUGGCCUUGAUUGUCAACUUGGCCCUAGCUGGAGUUGAAGCUCUAUUUCAAUACAGAAUUGUCAGAGCUUAUCAUCACAAAAGAACAAGGCUUUCUUCUAUUGCUUUGGAAGGAAUGUUCAUUGCUUAUUUGUAUUCCAUUCUUCUGGUUCUUGAUACCAUUUCCAGUUGUGUUUUCUUAAAAAUCUAUAAGACAGAUUGCCAGAGGGAUGAAGAGGGAAGUUUCCCGUAUCAAAUUGCGAUUGAAGACAGAGAUAGCCAUGCAGUUCUGAGGAUUAAGACUUUAGAGGAGCUUUAAUUUUUUUGAAUAUUUCAACAGAUUCUGUAUUAUGUUACAAUUGUCAUAUACUAGAAAAUAUUGUUUCAAACACGAAAAAGAGGAAGCAAUUUUCCAGUUUA
This is a messenger RNA of Nicotiana attenuata, 739 nucleotides long. RefSeq lists its product as uncharacterized. Lineage: Eukaryota; Viridiplantae; Streptophyta; Magnoliopsida; Solanales; Solanaceae. The transcript is spliced from 2 exons. The record is from RefSeq and is a predicted model, not a curated record. Gene Ontology annotation, molecular function: protein binding. Bases 69 to 638 code for a protein of 189 amino acids.